This is a messenger RNA of Daphnia pulicaria, 2009 nucleotides long. Its product is annotated as BTB/POZ domain-containing protein 6-like. Lineage: Eukaryota; Metazoa; Arthropoda; Branchiopoda; Diplostraca; Daphniidae. Gene Ontology annotation, molecular function: protein binding. The record is from RefSeq and is a predicted model, not a curated record. The transcript is spliced from 5 exons. Bases 134 to 1426 code for a protein of 430 amino acids. Gene Ontology annotation, biological process: neurogenesis. Gene Ontology annotation, cellular component: cytosol; P-body.
AACAGUCGAUAAGGACGACUCUGCACGUAGUCGAUCAGUUUCGUUCAGUCCAUAUAGACUGGUUCGGUUAUUUUGUUUCCGUGUAUGCUGUUUCAAAUCACAUGCAUGGUUACACCGGCAGGAAGAGAAACACAUGGGAUUAUUAUCGUCAAAGAAUAGAACUUCUUCUUUUAACAAGUCUGGUUUUUCCCGUGCCAAAACGACAAAGGAAUUCGAGACAAAUUUGAACUGUAACGACCAACCGGGAAAACCUUACUCACAACUCAAAAUGCCAAGUGAUUCAGGAAACGAGUCGGCUGGAACAGAAGAGGACGACGACGUCAUUUUUCACGUCGGGUUAGAAACGGUAAUGAGAAUACCAGCCAGAAGAUCGGUGCUUUCAAAGAAGAACGACGUCUUUCAAGCAAUGUUCUGCGGGCCCUAUACACAGUCACGCGAAAGCUUACGCCGUCGCCAAGCGUCGGUCAACAGUGAUUCGCUGCCCCAGCAGAAUCAUUUGCCAUCUAGUCCAGACCACAUCUAUGAUCCCGAUGUUGACGGGAGAGCUUUUAAGAAUUUAAUCAGUUUUUUGUACGGCGAAACCGUAGAACUUCGGUCGGUGUCGACUGCCAUGGAAACCCUACACGCUGCUGAAAAAUAUCUGUGUGAAGGAUUAAUGAAAAUUUGCGCUACUUAUUUGGCCGACCAACUCAACACAGAAAACGUGCUGUACAUCUAUCAGAGGACUUGCAUGUACCCGGAAGCCGGACCCCAAGAAAGUGGAUUUGCAGGCAGAAUAGAUAACCGGCCUAGUGCACCUCCGUUAGAAGAAUUCAAUGCGCCAAAUGCGGAAUCUCCACAAGCCAAUUCACAGACACAGUCGAGAUCGACUUGGUGUUCGUUUUUGCUGAACAGCUGUCUCGAAUUCAUCGACAAAAAUGCAUCGGCCGUUCUACUCUCAGAGGAAUUUGAAGAACUAGAUGCUGGAAAAGUGGAGUCGAUUGUUAUCCGAGACGGACUUCAUUUACAAAACGAAAUUGAGGUCCUAGCGGCUUUGAUACGUUGGUCCGUUUUCGAGUGUCACCGACGGCAACUGGAUCCCAGAGCCAAUAAUCAGCGAUUCGUUUUGGGUCGCCUGGUAUGGCACGUCCGCUUCUCGGUAAUGUCGCCCACAGAGUUACAACAAGCGACUGCCAUGUUAGAUACACUAGAUUAUGGAGAGGUUAUUGCGACUUUGCAAAAUUGCGGCAACAAUAAAGAACUAGCCAAUAGGUCGAGAGAUGAUAACCAUUACCCUUUGACUGUAACAAAGCCGAGAAUGUAUCUCACUUCCAAAGUUGAUACGGCUCAGUCUGUUUCUGUUGACAAUUUAACUGUGUCGGCUUCCAAUCGAAAAACCUGUUUAACAGAGAAGUUCUUUGUUUGCCUAGCCUGCAUUUUUGAAUGAAAACUAUUUCAAAUCAAAUUUUUAGCCUAACUUAUUAAGUAUUAUUAAUUCCCCCAAUAGCUUUGGGUAAAUCAAUUUAAACUCAUUAUUGUUUUGAAUGACGGUGUGUUUGCCAAUGUUUCCGCCAAUUAAAAAACAGGGAUUCCUUUCCCUAAAAAAAAAUAUAUUAUUAAAAAUUACAUUAAGUUUGAUUCCCGAGUGAAAUUUUGAAUGUCUACUGAUAGUACCUUUGAUUAUAUGUGAUUUGCAUUCUGGUUAAGUUGCUGAGUUUAUUUCUGGCCAUAAAUUUGUGUUAAGAAAAAUGCUCCACUUUUAUAUUUGUAAGUUUGACAAAGUUUUAUUUCUAAACUGAAAAUCUCAAAAUUUGUUCUUGUGCACACACGUAUGAGUUGGUUUUGUCCACGGCUGUUGACUAAAUUUUAAAAAAAUGACUCGUAUUUAAACAUGUUGGUUGUGUGUGUAUUGUUAAAAACUAAGAUGUUGUGAGUGAAAUUUUACAUCCUUACGAUCCAAACUUCUAUAUGAAUUGUUUCUUGAUGCAAGCUUCAAAAAUCUCGAAUACAUACCUAAAUUUACGAUUGAA